Alexandromys fortis (reed vole) is the source of this 2439-nucleotide messenger RNA. It is a transcript of the gene Otol1, whose product is annotated as otolin 1. Bases 726 to 2171 code for a protein of 481 amino acids. Gene Ontology annotation, molecular function: protein binding. The transcript is spliced from 6 exons. Lineage: Eukaryota; Metazoa; Chordata; Mammalia; Rodentia; Cricetidae. The record is from RefSeq and is a predicted model, not a curated record.
CGAAGAAAAGUCAUGCUCAACUUCUCCUACGUAUGUUCAAUGUAUAGACAAAUGAUUAGAUAUUAAAAUCAUUCUUUACCACAGCCAGGAAGAUUGUCCAGUUUGUAAAAGAGCAAUCAUGAGAACCUGAGUUAGAUCCCCAGAAUCCAUACCAAAAAAGAAAAAAAAGGCAUGAUGGUACAUGCUUGUAAUCAGUGCUGGAGGGAUGAAGACAGGAAGAUUCCCCAGUAUUUGCUGGCUAGCGAGCAAGUGCCAAGGAAAUGAAAGUUGUUGCCUGACAGAAAAGAGGGUCUGCACCUGAGGAAUGACACCCAGAGCUGUCUCCUGACCUACAUGUGUGUAUGGACCUGUAGACGCAUACAGACACACAAGCAACUUUUUUCAAUAGAAGUCUUCUAAUUGGACAAAAUAUGACACCCACCAUGGUAGUUAAAGACCGGAUGGAAUCUAUUUCCAUGGGCUUGGCACACUCGUAAAAACAGACGCACGGAGGGACAGACCUGUUUAGGUGAGAAGGAGAAUCCCUGAGAAUCCCUGAGGUUUCCCGAAGCAGGAAGACUUUAAUCCACACAGCUUAAGAUUGCUUGGGAGUUGAAACCACGGGACUCCUCAUUAAAUUAUGAAGGGCACGGGAUGGAGAUAACGGCCACCCAUCCACGACGUUCGAGGAGGUCCGUGAAAUUUGUAACUUUGCUGAGCUGGGAGCUGCAGUUUGAGCCUCAAACAUGUGGAUAUUUUCUUGGCUUUGUGUUCUUUUAAUUAUUUUGGUUGUGGCUGGUGUGGACACAGUAGGGAAGACCACACCGUACACCAAAUUUACAAAGAAAUCUGACGGGAAGGAGAUGCUGAAGGGUCAAAAGCCAUCCAAUGGCUUUCCUCUGGAUGAAGAAGAAGCCCUCCUUACAGAAAUGGCUGCCGUGGCAGAGCCCACCACUAGCCCCUCUUUGUCAACCACCGCAGAACCCACCACGGACCCCUCUACUUCCGCCACCGCUGGUCUGUUCGCUUUUGAAAGCUUCUCUCUGGACACGACUCGUUUCUUUUUGAAUUGCUGCCAUUGCUGUUCACUUGUCACUGGGGAGAAAGGAGAACCAGGAAAGAUGGGAAAGCAAGGUUCUAAAGGGGAGACUGGUGACGUUGGCAGCCAAGGGCCCCCAGGAAUCACUGGACCCCAAGGCCCCAAAGGCCAGAAAGGAGAGAAGGGACUGAAGGGAGAACGGGGAGACCAAGGAGCAGGUGGCAUUCCAGGAUACCCAGGAAAGCCUGGAGAGCAAGGUGGUUUUGGUCCCAAGGGAGACAAAGGAAGCAUUGGUCCGGCAGGAAUAAAAGGACAGAAAGGCUCCAAGGGGGACCUGUGUGACAAUGGCACCAAAGGAGAGAAAGGGGACCCUGGGGCCACUGGUGCCCAUGGCUUCAUUGGAGAGCCUGGGGCCAAGGGCGAGAAGGGAGAUGCUGGGGAGAAAGGCGAUCAUGGAGAUUUUGGGGAGAGGGGAGAGAAGGGGCAGAAGGGUGAGGCAGGCGUGAAGGGAGAAAAAGGUAGCAGAGGAGAAGGGACCGAAGGCAAAGGCGGCUCAGAUGGUCUACCUGGACCCAGAGGCGAUCCCGGCCCUAAGGGAGAAAAAGGAGAUGCAGGUCCUCCUGGUUUAACCGGACCUGCCGGGCCAAAGGGCGAGCUGGGGAGCAAAGGGGCUCGAGGGCCUACUGGGAAGAAGGGCUCCCGGGGGAUCAAGGGCUCCAAGGGCGAGGCCUCUCAUGUUCCACAGUCGGCUUUUAGUGCCCUGUUGUCCAAGCCUUUUCCUGCCCCAAACAUUCCCAUCAAAUUUGACAAGAUUCUCUCCAAUGACCAGGGCCAUUACAACCCCAUCACAGGGAAGUUUAACUGCAGCGCUCCAGGGACGUAUGUGUUCUCCUAUCACGUCACAGUCAGGGGCCGACCUGCUCGAAUCAGCCUUGUGGCCCGCAACAAGAAGCAGUUCAAGUCCAGGGAGACGCUCUAUGGUCAGCAAGUAGACCAGGCCUCCCUCCUGCUCAUUCUGAAACUGAGUGCCGGAGAUCAGGUGUGGCUGGAAGUGUCUAAGGACUGGAACGGACUGUACGUCGGCCCCGAGGAUGACAGUAUUUUUAGUGGGUUCCUCCUGUACCCGGAAGAAACUCAUGGAAAGUCACCAUAAAUUCGGGUUUUGGACACUGCACUUUUGAUUUAGUCUAUUAAUCUUGAGCCCAGCUCUUAAAAACUUUGAUUUUUUUCAUGAUUAUAAGUGCAACACAGAAACAUUUAAAAACUGUACAACAUAGAACGACUCUGAUUUCAAAGCAUCUCCUUUGAAAUAUUUAUGUCUUUGAGAACAUGUCUAUUAAGUUUGUAGCUAACAUUUUUCGUUUAAUAAUGUAAUGAUAUUACUGAUGCCAUUUCAGGAAUUAAUAAUGGCAACGCUAAAA